GAGAGUAGAGGAGGGAAAGGAGCUCUGUGCUUACUGUCUCCUGGCUCUGCGAUCGUUUGCGGUUCUGCUAGCCAACCUUCGCCGUCGAAGCCAAUUUCCACCUGGCCAGGCUCGCUCGAUCAGGACCUGAAAACGCUGCAGUGAUAUCAGCGCAUACGUUCCGAGCACUGUCAGUUGAUUUCCUCGUGGAAUAUGUCUGAAACUGACGAAGGAUCCACUGGUUUUGAACUUUUGGAUGAGGAGAACACUCCGGAAGCGCCGUCGACUCCUGAGGCGAAAGCUAAAACGUCUGUUAAGAGUAAACCCGAAAGACUGAGCAAAGGAGAGCAGAAAAUCCUCGCCACACCCAAAUCUGUGAGAGCAGAAGCUGUUGUCGCUACUCCCGGAAGAGAUUCCACGAUGGCUUCGGGGAUAUCCCAACCGUCCGAGACAAUCGAACGGAAUGUUGCCAACGUACGGAUCGGUGAUGAUGCACAAGGCGAUUCUGCGACAACUCAACUGAAUGCCGAGAUGGUUUGGUCCGGUCUACAAUGGGGAGCCUCGUUUCUGUCGAAAGUCACCGAGAAGGCUAAAGAAUCUGUCGAUAAAGUGAUCACAACACUAGACCCUCAAAUGAAGCCCAUCAUCUUCUCGGGAGGAGAUCUCAGUAUUACAGUGGCGUCCGACAAAAAAGACAAAGUCAUGCCGAUCCAGGACGCUUUUUGGGAUGUUUUCGGCAGAGCUACCGUGGAAGGCGUGAAAGCUCAACCAUCGUCAAUGGCAGCACAACCGGUCGGAUUCACGGCGGGUUUGAAGGCAGCUGAAGACCGAGUGGCUUGUCUACACAACACCGGCGAUGUCGACCCUCUGAGUCCUGUUAUCGCGGUGGAGGGUUUCCUCGCGGAGCUCAGCACCGAUCGCUGGUUUGAAAUGUCGUGUGUUCUACUAGUCGAUAAACCAAACGAUAUUAGCAUCUCGAUCUACACUCAAGCAACGCCUCUGGACGAACAGUGGAUCAAUCAGAUUAAAGACGGAACUCCUCCCGACUAUCCUUUGAGCUGGUGCGGAUUCGCCAAAACAGUCGGAGAAGUCGCCGCAGCCGCUUUGAAUUGCGAGCGCGAGGACUGGCACGAGAAACAUACCGGGCUGCCGCGAUGUGCCACGAUCUACCAAGCUGCCAAGAGUCUGGCGUUCCUGUACCGGCGGAAACUCCAAGAAAAAGCUCCUUCAGCCGUGAUUUCGAGCCAACCUGAGAUAUCCCUGCAUGAGUCGGUGAGACUGAAAAUUGAAGAGCUCAUGACACUACUUGAAUAAAGCGAUUAUAACGACCAUAGAAGGAAAGAAUCACCGAAUUUUCGAUGUUGCUCAGAUUUAUUGGAACGUCUUCAGAUUCGAAUGUAGAGCCGGGCUGGACUCGAGGCGAUCCGAAUAAAGCGACUGACGCAGAAAA
This is a messenger RNA of Galendromus occidentalis (western predatory mite), 1429 nucleotides long. RefSeq names its product protein PRRC1. Gene Ontology annotation, biological process: activation of protein kinase A activity. Gene Ontology annotation, cellular component: cytoplasm. The transcript has 7 exons. The record is from RefSeq and is a predicted model, not a curated record. Lineage: Eukaryota; Metazoa; Arthropoda; Arachnida; Mesostigmata; Phytoseiidae. Gene Ontology annotation, molecular function: protein kinase A regulatory subunit binding. The coding region runs from base 193 to 1293 and encodes 366 amino acids.